Messenger RNA from Malus domestica (apple), 3936 nucleotides. RefSeq names its product LRR receptor-like serine/threonine-protein kinase RGI3. Gene Ontology annotation, biological process: protein phosphorylation. Gene Ontology annotation, molecular function: protein kinase activity; ATP binding; protein binding. Lineage: Eukaryota; Viridiplantae; Streptophyta; Magnoliopsida; Rosales; Rosaceae. The record is from RefSeq and is a predicted model, not a curated record.
AAAAGUCCCCCAUCUGCAUCACCAUCCCUAAAAUUAACAACAAUAUUAAUUAAUAGAAUAAUGAAGUAGCGCUUGGAUCCAGAUCUUCUGCUAUUUUCUUCUAUAAACAAUACAUGGGGUUCCUCCCUCUACAAUCCCAAAACAGAUGACCUGCUGUUCUCUCUCUCUCUCUCUCUUCUUUCUUCUCUCUUCUCUCACCAGCAAUGCCUGCAACUCUAAGGAAUCUCUUGCUUUCUCCCAAUAUCUUCUCCAUCGCCUUACUUCUUUCAAUAAACUCUCUCUUCUUCUUUUCUUCUUGUUACUCCAUUGAUGAACAAGGCCAAGCUCUUCUAUCAUGGAAGAACAGCUUAAACGGCUCCACGGACACAUUGAGGUCGUGGAAUCCUUCCGACACAAGUCCAUGCAGCUGGUUCGGGGUUCGCUGCAGCUCCAACGGAGAAGUGGAGGAGAUAACGUUGAAGGCAUUGGAAUUGCAAGGUCCAUUGCCUUCAAACUUUCAACCUCUCAAGUCCUUAAAGACUCUUGUCCUCUCUUCGACGAAUCUCACUGGCCCGAUUCCAAAACAGUUUGGAGAGUAUCACGAGCUUAGGGUCGUUGAUCUCAGUGACAAUUCUCUCUCUGGUGAAAUCCCAGAAGAAAUAUGCAGCCUAACCCAGCUGCAAACUUUAUCUCUCAAUACGAAUCUUUUCGAAGGCAAAAUCCCUUCCGGCAUCGGAAAUCUUUCGCGCCUUGUGUAUCUUACACUCUAUGACAAUCAACUCAGCGGCGAAAUUCCAAAGAGUGUUGGAGAAUUGAGAAAGCUAGAAGUUUUCAGAGCAGGAGGGAACAAGAAUCUCAAUGGUGAGAUACCUUGGGAGAUUGGAAACUGCACCAACUUGGUCAUGUUAGGCCUUGCUGAAACCGGCAUUACCGGAAGCCUUCCCACGUCGAUUGGAAUGCUCAAAAGACUCCGAACGAUAGCCUUAUACACAUCUCUGCUGUCUGGUCCAAUCCCUGAAGAAAUCGGAAACUGCAGCGAGCUGCUGAACCUGUACUUGUAUCAGAACUCCAUCACCGGUCCAAUCCCAAAGCGAAUUGGAGAGCUCGGGAAGCUUCAGAGUCUGUUGCUGUGGCAGAACAGCUUGGUGGGUUCAAUCCCAAAUGAGCUUGGAAGCUGCAGAGAGCUCACAGUCUUGGACUUCUCAGAAAACCUUCUGACAGGACAAAUACCUAAAAGCUUUGGUGAGCUUUCGAAUCUUCAAGAGCUUCAGCUGAGUGUCAAUCAGUUAUCAGGUACUAUACCUUCUGAAAUCUCAAACUGCACUGCUCUGACUCAAUUGGAAGUUGACAACAACGACAUCUCGGGGGAGAUUCCUGCUCUCAUUGGCAACCUCAAGGGCUUAACUCUAUUUUUCGCGUGGCAAAAUAGGCUUACGGGCAACAUUCCUGAGAGUCUCUCAGACUGUCAGGAUCUUCAGGCUCUUGAUCUUUCUUACAACAACCUAUUUGGUUCAAUACCAAGAAAUCUUUUCGGAUUACGAAAUCUCACAAAGAUUCUGCUGCUUUCCAAUGAUUUAUCUGGCUUUAUACCGCCGGAUAUAGGAAACUGCACAAACCUGUACAGGUUAAGGUUGAAUCGUAAUCGGCUGGCAGGUACUGUUCCAUCGGAGAUUGGCAACUUGAAGAGAUUGAAUUUCGUUGAUUUGAGCAACAACCGCCUCGUUGGAGCAAUCCCUCCAUCGAUAUCAGGAUGUCAGAACCUUGAGUUUCUUGAUCUCCAUUCGAAUGGGAUCGCCGGCUCUGUCCCUGACACACUGCCUAAAAGCCUGCAGUUUGUUGACAUCUCCGAUAAUAGGCUCACCGGUCAGCUUCCUCCCAGCAUUGGAUCAUUAACCGAAUUGACAAAACUCAAUCUCGGGAAGAAUCAGCUCUCUGGCAGCAUCCCAGCAGAGAUCCUCUCUUGCAGUAAGCUUCAAUUGCUAGACAUUGGCAACAAUGGCUUCUCAGGUGAAAUUCCAAAUCAACUUGGUCAAAUUCCUUCGCUCGAAAUAUCCCUCAACCUAAGCUGCAACCUAUUUUCGGGUGAAAUCCCAUCCGAGUUAUCUAGUCUUACCAAGCUAGGAACCCUUGACAUCUCCCACAACAAGCUCUCCGGAAACUUGAACACUCUCACAAACCUUCAAAACCUUGUUUCCCUCAAUGUCUCUUUCAAUAACUUAUCCGGCGAAUUGCCUAACACCCCAUUCUUUCAGAAACUCCCUCUUAGUGACCUUGCUGAGAACACAGGUCUCUACAUCUCCGGCGGAGUCACAACUCCAGCUGAUAGGAUGGGAUCAAAGCACAAUAGAUCAGUUGUGAAGCUGAUCACAUCGGUUUUCAUUUGUGUCACUGCAGCUCUUCUCCUGCUUGCAGUCUACACCCUAGUCCGUGCGCGAAUAGCUAGCAAUAUUCUCAGGAAAGAUGACAGCUGGGAAAUAACCUUGUACCAGAAGCUCGAUUUCUCUAUAGAUGACAUUGUCAGGAGUUUGACAUCAUCGAAUGUGAUUGGCACCGGAAGCUCUGGGGUUGUAUACAGGGUGACAAUUCCAAAUGGAGAAACUCUAGCAGUGAAGAAGAUGUGGUCAUCAGAAGAGUCAGGAGCAUUCAAUUCCGAAAUUCAGACGCUCGGAUCAAUCAGGCACAAGAACAUCAUCCGGCUCUUGGGUUGGGGUUCAAACCGAAACCUGAAAAUUCUGUUCUAUGAUUACCUUCCCAGCGGAAGCUUGAGCUCGCUUCUACAUGGUUCCAGGAAAGGAGGAGCAGAUUGGGAGGCUAGAUACGAUAUUGUUUUAGGCGUGGCUCAUGCACUUGCGUACUUGCACCAUGACUGUGUGCCGGCUAUUCUGCAUGGUGAUGUGAAAGCCAUGAAUGUUCUGUUGGGUCCUGGCCAUGAGCCGUAUCUUGCUGACUUUGGAUUAGCUAGGAUUGUGAACAGCAAUGGUGGUGAUGAAUUUUCGAAAACAAGUCAUCGGCCUCAAUUGGCCGGUUCGUAUGGAUACAUGGCUCCAGAGCAUGCAUCAAUGCAAAGUAUCACUGAGAAGAGUGAUGUCUACAGUUUUGGCGUUGUUCUUUUAGAGGUACUAACAGGAAGGCAUCCAUUAGACCCAACUCUUCCCAAAGGUGCACAUUUAGUUCAGUGGAUUCGGGACCACUUAGCGUGCAAGAGAGACCCGAUUGACAUUCUCGAUCAAAAGCUCAGGGGAAGAUCUGAUCCUGCGAUGCACGAAAUGCAGCAGACACUAGCUGUGUCGCUUCUCUGUGUCAGCAACCGUGCUGAUGAACGCCCGAUGAUGAAGGAUGUCGUUGCAAUGCUCAAGGAAAUUCGACAUGUAGACUGCGCAAGGCCGGAACCGGAGUUGUUAAAGGGAGGAGGGUUGCAAGCAAUUCUGGCAUCCCCUCCUGCUAGGAAGGCAGUUUCACAAUGCUCUUCUAACUACUCAUUUGCCUUCUCUGAAGAUUCAAGGUCUCAAUGAGAAGCUAAAGUGCUUCGUAGUUCACCUACUAAUGUUCAUAUAUUUAGGGGGAAUCAAAAUCCCAUAGAGCAAGGAAGAAUAUUAGAGCAUUUUUAGUGUAAUUUUCAAUUUUUUUUUUUCAUUAUUUGUGGUUAGAUUGAAAUAGUUAAUUGCCUCCCCACUAGGAACGGCGUUUAAGGGAGACUAGCUUAACUGUCUUUUGAAAGGACUUACAUCAAGCAGGGAAAUCAAGGGGCCUGCGUGCCCAAACCAAUCCCGCAAAGCGACGUGAGGAAGUUAAAACACAUGGCGACGUCUGACAAGUUCCUCUCGUGAUUAGGAGUGAGACUAAAUUCAGGGCAUGUAUGUAGAAGUGUAGACAAUGAUUAGUAUUUUUGGAUUUAUGCAAUUAGAAUUUAAUGCAAGGAGAAAGGGAAUGAGAUUCCACGCCAUAUUUUUCUUUCCA